This is a messenger RNA of Capronia epimyces CBS 606.96, 1320 nucleotides long. RefSeq lists its product as uncharacterized. Gene Ontology annotation, biological process: secondary metabolite biosynthetic process. The transcript is spliced from 5 exons. Lineage: Eukaryota; Fungi; Ascomycota; Eurotiomycetes; Chaetothyriales; Herpotrichiellaceae. The coding region runs from base 1 to 1320 and encodes 439 amino acids. Gene Ontology annotation, molecular function: FAD binding; monooxygenase activity. The record is from RefSeq and is a predicted model, not a curated record.
AUGCUCGAAGACGAUUGUCGCAACAAAUACAAGGAUCAACCCUCUGACACUGUUUAUGAACAGAUUAUAGUUGUUGGAGCUGGGCUGGGAGGACUGGGAGCUGCUGUUUCACUCCUUCUUGCCGGUCAUGAUGUCCAGGUGUUUGAAGCAGCAUCCGCAAUUGCUGAGGUUGGUGCUGGAAUUCAAGUCCUCCCUAACAGCAGUCGAAUACUGCAAUCAUGGGGAAUGCGAGAGAUGCUGUUGCAGUACGCAACAGCUCCAUCGCACGUGAAUAUGCUGGGCUGGAAAGGAAAUUUGAUCUCUUCGAUGAAUACGACAGAAUCAGCCUCCAAGUAUCCAGGGACAUUUUACUGGGAUUUCCACCGAGCAAAUUUACACAAGGCCUUGCUUGAGCGUGCCGUCGAGCUGGGUGCGGUGGUUAAAGUCAAUGCCAGAGUCAUCGAUGUGAAAGUGAACCAACAUGGUGAAACUGCCACAGUAUCGUUGGAUACCGGCGAGGAAUUUGUGACGGAUCUGGUGGUGGGCGCCGAUGGCAUCAACACCCAACUGAGGGAGAUGCUGCUGGGCAAGGCCGACCCACCGGCAUUGACAGGUGAUCUGGCAUACAGGUUACUGCUGUCGACAAAGGAAAUGCUCAAGGAUCCCGAGCUGGCUGAGUUUGUGCAGAAGCCACAAGUCAAUUACUGGCUAGGACCUGACGCCCAUGCUGUCAACUAUGUUCUCAGAGGUGGCGAGCUGUUCAACAUGGUCCUUCUUGUGCCCGACGACAUGCCAGCUGGUGCCAAAACACUGGAAGGCAAUGUCGAAGAGAUGCGGGCGCUAUAUAAAGAUUGGGAUCCGAGAAUACCCAAGCUUCUCAACCUCUGCGAAUCAGUUUAUAAAUGGCGUCUCUGCAUUCGACUAGGCAUGGACUGCUGGAGUCAUCCAUCAGGGGCCUGGACCAUGAUGGGAGACGCUGUCCACGCGACCCUCCCAUACCUUGCGUCAGGCGCCGGAAUGUGUUUCGAAGACGCCGCUGUUCUCGGCGAACUCUUCUCUCGCGCGGCUAACCCCCGAAACCCCAAAGUCAAACGUCAACUUCUCGCCAUCUACGAACAGUGUCGAAAACCGCGCACAGAAAUGAUCGUCAAACGGGGAAACAAGCAGCAGUACCUCUACCACCUUCACGACGGGGAGGAACAGGUGGAGCGAGAUCGCAAAAUGCGUGAGAAGGAGGAAGGUGAGGCAUUGGCAUGGAGAGAUAUCGGAUUGGCCGACAAGCUGCUGGGCUAUAAGGUGGAGAGGGAUGUGAGUACCUCGAUUUGUCGAGAAGUGAUAUAA